CCCAAAAAAAAAAACCCACCCUGUUCAUAUUCUCCUCCCUCCCCUUCCUCUCUCCUUCCCUCCUUCUUCCACUCCACCACGCUCGCUCAGGCAGACAAACCACAAAACCAAUCGAUUCGUCUCACCACAGAUAAUCACCCUCCUCCUCGCCGUCGAUCCCAAAGCCAAAAGCCAAGUCAAACUUCCUUCUCACCUCCCAAAAAAUCUCUUCACCAUGCGCUUCUCACUCGCCCUCAUCGCUGCCGUCGCAGCUGCCACCUCAGUCGCCGCUCAGGACGUCGCGGGCAUCGUGUCCCAGAUCCCCUCGUGCGCGCUGACCUGCAUCGCCACCGCCUCCGCGGGACAGUCGUGCGCCAUCACCGACUACGCCUGCCAGUGCGGCAAGAUGUCUGCUAUCCAGGCUUCGGCUACUCCUUGUGUCACCACCAAGUGCAAGCCCGAGGAUGCUCUUAAGGUCCUCUCCCUAACCAGCGAGCUCUGCAAAAAGGUCGGCACCGGCUCAUCCUCCUCAUCCGCCGCCGCCGCCGCAGCCACCACCCAAGCAGCCGGCGGUGCCGCAACCACCACCACCCUCGUCACCGCCCCCUCCUCCACCGACGAAGGAUCCAUCCAGCCUUCCCUCGCCGCCACCACCGCUGCCACCACCGCCGCCGGCGGCAGCAGCAGCGGAGCCCCCACGGAGCCGACGGGCGCGUUCACCCAGACUCCGGCGCCGGUUGCGUCUGGUGCGGCCAGCAGGAUGGGAGUCAGCGGCUCGGCGGCGGCUGUUGUGGCUGUUGCGGCUAUGCUGUUGUAAGGGGUGGUCUGUUAGUGUCAGGCUGUUGGGUGUGAGUUGGGUUAGUGAAUGGGUGAACUCGAGCUCGUGAUGGGUUGCGAUUUUAUGCACGGCUCGUCUGCGUGGCUUGGGUGAUCUCAGCGAGCUGAGUUGAACGGGGAGGAAGGAAGGGGAAGAAGGGUGGAGGAAGUAAUUACGUGGAUGUCUGGGAGAGAAACCGAUCAAUCGAACCUGAAGCAGGAGAGAGACAACAUACUGUUGUGUGCGUUCGUGCGGGCGGAUGGAUGGGGUUUCUGUAUUACUGGGUUAUAUUUAGAAGGGGGGGAUAUAGAUUAAUGGUAUUUCCUAAUAUCUUUUUACCACCUUUUUGAUCUUUCAGAUGUGGAUUUGGUGAACCUUUGGCUCGUCUUUCAAUAACUGGAG
Molecule: messenger RNA, 1198 nt
Organism: Pseudogymnoascus destructans
Lineage: Eukaryota; Fungi; Ascomycota; Leotiomycetes; Thelebolales; Thelebolaceae
Exons: 2
Coding region: 215-796 (193 amino acids)
Source: RefSeq, a predicted model, not a curated record